Messenger RNA from Episyrphus balteatus (marmalade hoverfly), 2606 nucleotides. Its product is annotated as guanine nucleotide-binding protein G(s) subunit alpha. Gene Ontology annotation, biological process: sensory perception of chemical stimulus; adenylate cyclase-activating dopamine receptor signaling pathway. Gene Ontology annotation, cellular component: heterotrimeric G-protein complex. The transcript has 9 exons. Gene Ontology annotation, molecular function: G-protein beta/gamma-subunit complex binding; GTP binding; G protein-coupled receptor binding. NCBI's taxonomy places the organism in Eukaryota, Metazoa, Arthropoda, Insecta, Diptera, Syrphidae. The record is from RefSeq and is a predicted model, not a curated record. The coding region runs from base 768 to 1916 and encodes 382 amino acids.
UUACCUGAACGCGUCGUUCAUCAGCUUUACAAGUGCGGAUUAAACAUUAAAGUAACUAAAUACUAAAAUCAGUAUAAAAAUAAUCAGCCAUUAUUCGUCUUAAAUUUUAACUACCUGAAAAUUGUUUUUAGAAUUGUAGUACAGCGGAAAAUUGCAAUACUAAAUGUACCGAGUUAUUAAAUAAUGAAAUGAAUUCGACGGGCCCCUAAAAAAAGUGUUACUUAUGUACUUCAUAGUAUUUUCAUCCCAAUAUCUCAAAUGAGUUUUAUCAAAAAUUGUUCAGUAGUUCGUUAUUUAAGUGUGUGUAUGUGGCUUUUCAGUUCUUCGGGUAAUUUAAUAUAGUUGAUAUUUGACAAAAAGGAAGUAACAGAGUAAACAUAUCCAUGAAGUGAGAAUCCAAAGAAUAGACCGAUUGAGUGGUUGAACAUUAUUUCUGGUUCAGUUCUAGACAAAUUAUUAAAUUUCCCAAUGAACAUAUGUGCACUUGUAAAGUUUUAAAUAUUUUAUCGAAGGAAUACACAUUUUUUAAUCAGCUGCUGUCUUAAUAGCUUUGAUUUGAAUAAGAUAUCAACAGAUAUGUAUUAACAUUUGAUCAAACAAAUAUUUCGAAAAGAUUUGGUAGAAUCAUACAUACACUAUAAAAGUGAUAGCUUCAAUCUAUUUAGGCAAAACAAAAGCUGGCUCGGUAUAGUGACACCAGAGGAGCGGAGUCUCCCGAAAGUGUACGAGACAGUGGAGGUAUUUGUUGGUGGACUCCCUGGAAUACUAUGGGUUGUUUUGGUUCUCCAGACUCAAAACAAGCGGAUGCUAAUCCUGAUGAUUCCAAGAGUCAGAAACGACGAAGCGACGCGAUUUCAAAGCAAUUACAAAAGGAUAAACAGCUUUAUAGAGCAACACAUAGACUGUUGUUGCUCGGAGCUGGUGAAUCUGGCAAGUCAACAAUAGUCAAACAAAUGCGUAUACUUCACGUUGAUGGAUUUUCCGAGCAGGAAAAAAAACAAAAAGUUGAUGAUAUUAAAAAGAACAUACGUGAUGCUAUUUUGACUAUAACUGGAGCAAUGAGCACACUGAAUCCUCCUGUGGCUUUGGAAAAAAAGGAAAACGAGUCUAGGGUUGAAUAUCUUCAAGAUUGCGCUUCAAGUCCAGAUUUCAACUAUCCACUUGAGUUUUAUGAAUCUACUGAAGAACUAUGGAAAGAUCGCGGUGUGCAGCAAACUUUUGAAAGAUCAAAUGAGUAUCAAUUAAUCGAUUGCGCGAAAUAUUUUUUAGACCGCGUUGGGAAGAUUAAACAACCAAAUUACACACCAAGCGAACAAGAUAUAUUGAGAUGUCGUGUACUAACAUCCGGAAUAUUUGAAACUCGAUUUCAAGUUGACAAAGUUAAUUUUCACAUGUUUGACGUAGGAGGCCAACGAGACGAAAGGCGUAAGUGGAUCCAAUGCUUUAACGAUGUUACUGCUAUCAUUUUUGUUACUGCCUGCUCCAGUUACAAUAUGGUUUUACGUGAAGAUCCUACACAAAACCGCCUUAGGGAGUCGCUUGAUCUUUUCAAAAGCAUUUGGAACAACAGAUGGCUACGCACAAUUUCUGUUAUUCUUUUUUUAAACAAGCAGGACUUGCUGGCAGAGAAAAUCAAGGCUGGAAAAAGUAGACUAUCUGACUAUUUUGCUGAAUUUCUCAGAUAUGAAACUCCAAAUGAUGCAAUAUUAGAUGCUGGGGAAAACCCUGAGGUCGUAAGAGCCAAAUAUUUUAUCCGAGAUGAAUUCCUGCGUAUUUCCACUGCAAGCGGAGACGGCAAACAUUAUUGCUAUCCACAUUUUACAUGUGCAGUUGAUACAGAAAACAUAAAAAGAGUGUUCAACGACUGUCGGGACAUUAUACAAAGAAUGCAUCUGCGUCAGUAUGAACUUUUAUAGGUUUUUAAAAUAAUAAAAUAAACCCAAAAACUAUAACAAUGUAAUACAAUGUUGCAGAUGAUCAUCACAAAAAAAAAAUAAAUAACGAUGGUAUAAUAUUGCUAUGUUGCGUAUUACUACCAUUAGAACACGCCAUAAAAAUAUUUAAAAUAAAAUACUAAUUAUUUAUUGAAACUAACUCAUAAUAUUCAACCAUUGAAUCAUAGGACAAUUAUGUAACUUUAGUAAAAUGUGAAUAUCAUAAAAAAUUAUAUAAAUAUAAUAUAAAGAAACUGUUUAUACUUCAUAAGAUAAAUUUGAAAAAAAAAUGUAAAGUUCUCCGCUAUAAAUAAGGUACUCACAAAAUCAAACGUGCUAGUUGGUUUUCCUUAUAAUUUUCGUUAUAUUUUUUAAAUCUAUAGAUAGGGUAGAUGCAUAUAUUAUUUUAAUUACUAUUUUUGUGUUAUUGCAAAUUACAUUUUUUAUCUAUUAGUUCUAAAGGUUUAAUAUUCUAUUAUCCGAACGAACUCUUUAAGUGAAACGAAAAUCUUUUUCGAACGACUGUGACUGUGCUUUCCACGCCAUCUACCACUUGGAGCGGUACCCUGAUAUAUAUUUUUUUUCGAUAUGACGUUCAAUGUAGUUUCCAUAAGAAAAAAAAAAAGAAAACAAAAAGGACCUCAAAAACAUUUAUUUUAAAAAUUAAUUUUA